UUCUUUUUACACUUUUAUGUUUAAGGUACAUUUUACGUCAAUUUUACUUUAACAACAGUCGAUAAAGUUUAUCUUAUCCAAGUAACCUUUUGUUAACUUUUAAUCGUUGGUAUAACUUGAACAGCGUAGUAAGUUUUAUGUAAAUAUAUCCCAGUAUUCGUAUUCGACGGUUACAAAUUCUUUUAUCUUUCUGUAAAUCGAAAAAAUCAUGCAGGAAGGUUUGGUUCUCUUGAACAAUGUUCAAACCCAAAUAAUAACUGAAGGCAAAUGGGUUGGGGAAAGUUUCCAGCAAGAUGAUAAAAAGAAUGUCGUGAUUGUUAUUCCUGGGAAUCCAGGUAUUCCACAAUUCUAUAAUGAUUUCAUUAAGUCUCUUCACUCAAAACUGCCUUCUGAAACAUCAGUUUGGGUCAUUGGACAUGCUGGCCAUAUGCAACCACCUAAAGAUUUAGAAAUAAAUAUGCCUAGUGAUAAUGAAUGGGAUAAAUAUUAUGGUUUGACUGCGCAAAUAGAACAUAAGAUACAAUUCAUAAGAAAAUAUGUUCCAAGUGAUGCAAAAAUAUAUCUGGUAGGUCAUUCUAUUGGAAGUUGGUUUAUAUUAAAUAUGCUAAAAGAUGAGGAUAUCUCUAAGAAAGUAGAAAAGUGUUAUUUACUUUUUCCUACAAUUGAAAAUAUGGCAGAUACACCGAAUGGACGUUUUUUAAAAAACAUUAUCUUUAACAUGGACAACUUAUUGAUUUAUUUUUCUUGGUUUUUCACAUUUAUGUUUCCUUAUUAUUUCAAAGUAUUUUUAUUACGUGUAUUUGGUAUAUUUUAUGGUAUUCCUGCUAAAUCUAUUAAUGCAGUGAUUCUAUUUUUGCAACCUCAUAUACUUAAAAAAGUGUUUAGACUUGCGAAUGAGGAAAUCAAGAAUGUAAAAGAACUUGAUGAUAAUAUCAUCGCUCAACAUGCGAAUAAGCUUUGGCUUUAUUAUAGUGUAAAAGAUCGGUGGACCCGAAUGAGCUUUUAUGAAAACAUGAAAGCUAAACAUCCUAAUGUAGAAACGAAGCUCUGUGAGCAUAACUUUCCUCAUUCUUUUGUCUUAUAUCAUGACAAAAUAAUGGGUAAAAUAAUAGGUGAUUUAAUCAAUGAAAAUAUAUCAAAAUCCUAAUUAUUGGGAAUAGAAUAUUGUUAUUAGGAUAAAUUUUAUUUAUAUAUUAAUUUGAUUAUAUC
Messenger RNA from Vespa mandarinia (Asian giant hornet), 1209 nucleotides. It is a transcript of the gene sturkopf, whose product is annotated as lipid droplet associated hydrolase sturkopf. NCBI's taxonomy places the organism in Eukaryota, Metazoa, Arthropoda, Insecta, Hymenoptera, Vespidae. The record is from RefSeq and is a predicted model, not a curated record. Gene Ontology annotation, biological process: lipid storage. Gene Ontology annotation, cellular component: lipid droplet. Gene Ontology annotation, molecular function: lipase activity.